AUGCAACCUUCUGAUCUGGUCAACGAACAGCCAAUGGUCCUGCGUUGUAAGCAUCGGCGUGAACUCAAUGUGCCAACGAAGCGUAUUAACUGCCUCGAGCUGCCGGUCUGUUUCUCCUCGAAUCUCACCCUCACCACACUUCCAUCGCCACACUCCCCUCUGCACACUCCCCUCACCACACUCCCUUCACCACACUUCUCCACCACAAGAGUGAAACAACGUGUCACCACCAUUCCGCCCUGUGAUAGCUCUCUCGCUCUCCAACACAGGGACCCGCUAUUAGAUGCGAUAAAGUAUGCUUGGGUGAAAGGGGUCGCGGUUUCAACACCAGGAUCAGGGAACAUCGAGCUGAUGUCUGUCACCACAGGACUUCCAACGCCAUGGUGCUGGUUUCUGGUCUCCCUGGCGGCGGCGGAUCUGCUGUUGCUGUUGCUGUGCGUGCCCCUGGAGACGUUGCAGUAUUUCUUGUGGACGCCCCACCUCUCGCUGCCCGUCUGUAAGCUGUCUUCCUACUUUGAGCUCCUGUCGGCUGUCGCUUCCGUUCUCAACCUGACGGCGGUGAGCCUCGAGAGGUACAUCGUCAUCGUGUACCCCAUGAGAUCGCGCACCUUCUGUACCCUUAGCAACUGCCGGCGAGCCAUAAUAGGUGUCUGGAUCGUCUCUCUUGUAUUGUCUGUACCCGCAGGCAUGACCCAGAAAUGA
This is a messenger RNA of Penaeus chinensis, 702 nucleotides long. Its product is annotated as 5-hydroxytryptamine receptor 2A-like. Bases 1 to 702 code for a protein of 233 amino acids. The record is from RefSeq and is a predicted model, not a curated record. Gene Ontology annotation, biological process: G protein-coupled receptor signaling pathway. The transcript has 7 exons. Lineage: Eukaryota; Metazoa; Arthropoda; Malacostraca; Decapoda; Penaeidae. Gene Ontology annotation, cellular component: plasma membrane. Gene Ontology annotation, molecular function: G protein-coupled receptor activity.